Molecule: messenger RNA, 834 nt
Organism: Mesorhabditis spiculigera
Lineage: Eukaryota; Metazoa; Nematoda; Chromadorea; Rhabditida; Rhabditidae
Source: the annotation of a GenBank genome assembly
AUGGACACCGUCGUGCGCGGCCGUGGCUCCGAUCGCCUGAAGUACCUCGACUUGGAAGGGCGAUGGGUGUUGAAUGGGCGCAAGUCGAUCCCGUUCAUCUCGCAGGCGUUCCGCCACCUCGAGUCGCUCAACGACGCGACAGUGCCGCUGAAGGACAUCACCGACCAACCCCUGAACGCCAUCGGCAUGGUCGGCUGGAAGCGUUCGACCGUGGAGCCCGUGAAAGCGAAGAAGCUGCCCCGUUUCGAGGCGCCGCCGGUUGUGGUUGCCGAGGAAGUGCCGCCAAGCCCGCGUGAAGCCAUGCCCCAUCGCUCGUAUGGAUACGGCGCAGCCCACGAGAAGCGCCGCCUGUCGGUCUCCUCAGCCCGUUCGCGCUCCGCCAGCCCCCGCCCGGUCAGCCCGUACCCCGAAUACGACAAGUACGCCAAGUACCACAGGAAAGACUCGAUCUCGUCGCUCGGAGGCGGACGUAUCGAUCCGGGAUACGCUUCCGGCGCCCCAUCACCACAGCCGAUGCAAGAUGAGGAAGGCUGGGUCCCGCCCCACCGUACACAGGCCCUCUCACCGAGACCUGGACAGCACGCCCGCAAGCUGUACGAUAAUGAGUACGAUCCCGGAUAUCUGCAGCGAGCAAACCAACAGAAGGACGGGCUACAGGUAAAUACUAAAUACGGGCAGGUCGGCCGGAAAUAUCAUCACUCAUCGGGAAGCAUUGGAAGUGCCGGAAGCAGUGGAGGCUCUGAGCAAAACUCCCCGGUGACGCAGCGAAGCCGCGACGAGGUUGUGAUGAUCCAAUAUGCAAUGAGAGCCGGCGGCCAGCGCACCAAUCGCCAU